This is a messenger RNA of Hansenula anomala, 1056 nucleotides long. RefSeq names its product J domain-containing protein. The annotation marks the transcript as partial. The record is from RefSeq and is a predicted model, not a curated record. Lineage: Eukaryota; Fungi; Ascomycota; Saccharomycetes; Phaffomycetales; Wickerhamomycetaceae. The transcript has a single exon.
AUUAUGGUGAUCAAGAUAUUAUUAUUAUACUCAUGCUGUUUUGGGUGGGAAUAAGAGAUGUUGUCAGUGUUAUUACACUGUUUACUGUUCAUUAACUAGUAAGUUGUAACAUUCUCAAAAGACUUAUCUACAACUCAAUUCAACGUGAGAUUGAUCUUGAUGGAACAGAUAAAGCGGAGCUUACCAGUACGGGGCAUUGUUAAGUGGACAGUCCACCAAAACACCAGAACAGUACAACAGUAUCUGUAUAUGUAGCAGGCUACAACGCUUACAAUUUCUAUUUCAAUCAAACUCUUGAUUCUUCAAAAGUACUUGAUCAUUUGAUCAAAAAGGUGUAUCUGAUCCAUUCGAUCCCCGUGGAAGCAAAAAAUUACACAAAUUUUAGUUAUCUGCCAUUCGAGAAGGUUGAGUUUUCAAAAGCCAAAACAAUUGUACAAACAAAGUGUCACUUGAGUCAAACACCAUUUGAUUCAGAUUAUCUCUUAUACAAUGUCUGAUACUAUAGACGCCGACCUAAACUCACAAGAACUAUCACUCAAAAGAGAUAAGGAAAUAGAGCGCAUCAUAAGUGCAUUCACUCUUGACCCAUAUCAAAUACUUGAAUUAGAUCAUGAAAAUGCUUCAACAUUGACUUCAAUUCAAAUCAAAAAACAAUAUCGUGCCAAAUCUUUAUUGAUACAUCCAGAUAAAACAACUAAUCCUGAUGCUCCAAAAGCCUUCAAUAUCUUGAAAAAAGCGGAAUCAAACUUACAAGAUCAAGAUUUCAAAUCACAUAUCGAUGAGAUAUAUGAUUCCACAGCUUCUUCAACUACAAAUGAUACCAAACAACGAUAUGAAUCUUUUAAAGAUAUACUAAUACAACAAGAAUUCACAAAAAGAAUGAAUCAACAAAAGGAAUUACAAAGACAAGGUGAAUUGAAUAGAAUGAAGGAAGAAAUAAUGGAAUUGAAUGAAUUGAAGAGAAAAUACAAAAAACAAUGGGAAGAUAAUCAAGAAAAUAGAGUAAAGAAUUGGAGAAGUUAUACGAACAAGGUGGUUAAAAAGGUUAAAAAGAAG